AUGGCCAAAUCCGCAAGACGGUCCGGCAAGGGUAAAGCCCCUGCUGCAUCUCCAGUAUCGGCCUCUGGAGCCUCAACCCCCACAUCUCAAUCCGGCCCUCUUCCUCCGUUCACACAGGCACCAGAAUGUCUCACUCCGUUCCUCAAGCUCCUAUCCCCCGAAGAAGUAUACCUCAUCCACAUCGACCGCUCGGACGUCGACCUCAAAAAGCAGACCUUCAUCAUCCCUGCUGUAACCAACGUCCUCAUCAUUGCCCUCAUUGCUCUCCGCGUAUACAUGGGCCGUACCAUGUACCCCGCCCUCUUCGCAACCGUAGUUGGUCUUGCAAGCCCAGUGAACGACACCGCCUCGUUAAACUGGACCGAACUCGCCUCCGUCAUUUUCCGCCGCGCGCUCCCAGUCCUGUUUGACUAUCUCCUCGUUGUAACCUUCCUCCCAUGGCCCAUCCGCUUCUUCGCAGGACCCAUCGAAUGGCGCCGCCGUAUUGGCUUCCGCAGCCAAGAAAUCAUCGUCCGCCGCAGCCAACCAACCGUAUCCCAGAACCUCGAGCGCAACCGUUGGGUCCGUGAGGACGAAGAAAUGCGCGACAAGAUCGUCGCAGCCGUAACUCCUGACCGGCUCCUCAAGACAGGCUACCUUCUCGUCGACGCAGAUUGGGGGCUUGACUACCCGGCCAUGAUCAAAGCACACGAGCUCGUCGGUGCUAGCAGCAGCACACCGAAGGGCUCGGGCGCCUCGUCACAUCUCCCGCUUGACGAAUUCCGCACCGCCGUGCUGGUCAACACAGACAACGACGGGUGGAUAAUCUGGCACGUCGGCGACGAAAACACCGAAGAGGGACGCACACGCUCCAAGCAACGUGAUCAGAUCCUGGAUUUCAAGGAGAAACUCACAGAAAUGGGUCACGAAGCGCUUUUCUUCCGGUGGGUCGAACUGAUCCAGUAUGAGAGCACGCAACCCGGCGGGUUCACCGCGGAAAGGCAGGCUAGUGCCAUGGUGCAGGCGAAGCAGCUGUUUGAAGAGGCCGGAGUCGAUUUCAACGGAUUCUGGCAGGAAGUCGGCGGGAUGGAAGGGUUUGGGGACGAUGUCGAUGCAGAGGUCGACGCAGAGGUCGACGUAGAUAAGUUUGCGGAACAGUUGGAUUGA
Molecule: messenger RNA, 1146 nt
Organism: Aspergillus puulaauensis
Lineage: Eukaryota; Fungi; Ascomycota; Eurotiomycetes; Eurotiales; Aspergillaceae
Exons: 1
Coding region: 1-1146 (381 amino acids)
Source: RefSeq, a predicted model, not a curated record